This is a messenger RNA of Toxoplasma gondii ME49, 2096 nucleotides long. RefSeq names its product SAG-related sequence SRS40F (gene SRS40F). The record is from RefSeq and is a predicted model, not a curated record. The transcript has a single exon. Gene Ontology annotation, cellular component: membrane. The coding region runs from base 436 to 1611 and encodes 391 amino acids. Lineage: Eukaryota; Apicomplexa; Conoidasida; Eucoccidiorida; Sarcocystidae.
CGAGAGUGGAACAGAGACAUGGAUCGCUGGUCCAUACCGUAUCCGGGCGAGAAUUUACUCAACCUCUCGAGUUCACCUCAGACUCAUCUCCAGAAACAUCCACAAUUGCACGAGCUUGAAUAACGGCCUUAUAUAAAGUGUUCAUUUCUUCUGUGCAUCCUUUCAUCGACAAAAACAGUAAGCAGUGUGCACCCUUGACUAAGAUCGUCGCGGGAUGCCCGGGGGGCCACGCAGCGCGGCACGCAUCCGCCUUGCCAUCGAGUCGCCCCAGAAAUCCACCAAGCAACGGCUCGGGCGAUGUUCCAUGCGCUAUGUCAGGCGGCGGAUGCCUUGUAACACUCAGAAGCAAUCUGUAUUUUCGAGCUUGCGUCUUCGGCUCCUAUCGCGUUGUCUGUCACUUUGACUUCGCCUCAAUUUGUCUUCAAUCUCUUCACAAUGGCGAGGACAGCGAGGGUCGAGCAGAGACGUGGCGGGUUCAAGUCCAAGGCCCGAAAGUUCGUGGCGGUGUGCGUGGGUGGAGUGUUGUUGCUCUCUGGCGGACAAGCUGCUGCAGAUUAUUUGCGCGAAGGAGCUGCUCAGCGCAGUUUAGAAGGCUUACAACAAGGUGCAACCCAGACUGGACCGGUGUUCAGCGGCCAGACCGCAUCAUGCACCUUAACAGGUGAUACGCGGGCUCAGGCGCAAGCUGCUACGAGUUUGACGUUGUCAAAAGAGAAGCCGACUAUUACGCUGCGGUGCUCGGGAGCGAAUAACCAGGCAGUUCCCAAAGAUAUGCAGCAAGUAUGUUCCGAGACGAGUGGAGAAGCGACGGUAGCUAAUUGCAAGGAUGCUAAUGGGAAGCGGACCACGCUGCAAUCUCUCUUGGGGUCAAGCCCGGAGGCUGUGUGGAAGAAAUCUAACACCACAACCGAAGACAAAAAUAAUGGUGAGGAGUGGACCUUAGAGUUAAAGGAGUCAGACCUCCCAUUAACUGACAAGGCAUUCUUCGUCGGUUGCGACAAAAGUACCUCCAGCGCACCGCAACCUGAAUCGUCUGUCAAGGAGACAUCGGCGGAGUGCAAAGUCGAUGUUAACGUGAAAGCAAGACCCUCUUCUGUUGCAGACAACAACGUUGUCACUUGCGCCUAUGGUAACGAAAGCAACCCUGAGCCCUUGAAGGUAGAGAUGACAACAGUGAAAAACACUCUCACAAUUCAGUGUGGUUCCCAAGGUUCUCUCAGUCCUACGACCUAUGAAACCCAGUACUGUGAUCCUCAGGAAGCUCUGGAGAACUGCACGGAGAAGAAGUUUGAGGAAAUUCUGCCGGCAUUUGUGACCAGCUGGUGGUCAGAAGGGGCCGACAAAACUUCCGUCAAGCUGGAAAUUCCGGAGACAGACUUUCCUCAGUCAGAACAGCAGUUCCGUGUCCAAUGCAUUCCGAAAGAUACUGUGGCGGAUCCCCCAACAAUUCAGGGAAAGAAUGAAGACGACACGGAGACAGCUGCUCGUAUGUCGGCUUGCAAUGUGAUUGUUACUGUCAUGGCCGGCAGCUCUGCAUCAUCAUCUGGUCAAAUGGUAGCUACAGCCGCAGGUGCGGCCGCUUUGACAGGACUGUUUAUCGGGUUAUUGUAACUAAACCGUGCUGAUGCUGUAUUGGCUGUUUGCCUCUACAGGCACCGCCUGUGAAAGCUACCUCUAUUUUAACAUUUUUUCAGCUUUUGUGUGUUCUCGCAUUCCUGAAAGUCUUGAGAAAUGUCUACAAGAUGUCUCUCCUACGAAUAUUCCAUGGCUUCCUACCCAGCGAGAGCAUUGCCACGGGCACAUUGUCACAUCUGAACUUUUGCCAACUUGGAGUCACGUGCCGCAGAACGACGGGUAACCCAUUCAGAAACAUGUAGUUGCCUCUGUUUCCUACAACGUGGUGUGAGGAAAAUGCGGUGCACAAGGGACUGUCCACGGGUACAAGUGCUCCUGGCCAGCCACUAUUUGUUUGAACCGUGAAAAAAACUGUGGGAUGUUUCUAUGAAGCAUCCACAGUGUGUUGAUGUUGUUCAGGACUAGGUGUCGUGAAUCAAACCCUGAAUAAUGCAUUCGAACCAGUUACUGAACACAAGCAG